Mytilus trossulus (common blue mussel) is the source of this 1063-nucleotide messenger RNA. RefSeq lists its product as uncharacterized. The transcript is spliced from 6 exons. The record is from RefSeq and is a predicted model, not a curated record. Lineage: Eukaryota; Metazoa; Mollusca; Bivalvia; Mytilida; Mytilidae. Bases 86 to 1063 code for a protein of 325 amino acids.
UGGCAAAAGUCCAUGUAGCUCAUAAAAAAAUUGUUCUACUUUGGAAUUGUUGUGUAAAAUGGUUAUCCGAUGAAAUUUAUACGAGAUGAGGAGUUUAUUUCACUUCUAUCUUUUAUUUGCAGGUUUUAUUGGGCAAUUCUACCAGUAUCAGACGACGGUUGUUAAGUUAGAAGUCUUGUUCACUUUGGAUAUCCAUAAUAGGACUGCUAGCAUUGAUAUUUACAAUGAUACGCAUGCAGGCCGACAGAUCCAAACACAACUCUUGGACAGAUUCUUAAAUGGCAGUUGUAUUCUAGACAUGAACUAUAAACCAGAUAUACGCAAUGAAACUGUCGUACUGAAAGUGACAAGAUUUGUAGAUAUACCAUGCAGUCCAUCUAAUAAUAGUGGUACUGACAUUGUGACCGAAGGUUUAGGUCAAAUACAUAAUGUAUUAAAUCGUCUAGAUACAAACCAUAUUCUCAAAUUUGUUACAAAUGGAACUUUUCAUAUUUUUUGUGGAGCUGAGAUGAUCAACAAUUGUGCUGAUGUAAGAAAAUGUGAAAAACACAAACAAUACGAACACGUGAAAUGUAUGAGACGAGGAGGAAACACAGCAAGUUAUUCAUCAGAAGCUGUAACAAUUGGGUCCGUGGUUGGUAGUCACCGUACAGAUGCUGCGCUGUCUGGAAACACAGGAAGUCAUUCAUCAGAAGCUGUAACCAUUGGGUCCGUGGUUGGUACAGAUGCUGCGCUGUCUGGUAAAUUUAAUCAAAAUCAAAAGACACGCUUACCAUUUCAUCUUGUAUUAGUCGGUUCUCCAUCACAAAAUAGAGAAACAGAAAGCGACUCAUCAAAAUCUGUCACUAUUGGGGCUGUCGUUGGUACAGUGGCUGCGCUGUCUGGAUUGGUGGCAGCUGCCACGUUUCUGCGUCGUAAGUGCAAGAAAAACGCCACUGUAUCUGAUGAUACUUCAGAUAUUUCUAGUAAUGUUAGCAGUGAUCUGGAUGACAAACUCUUUUUCCCAAGAAUGUUUGAGAAAAAUGUUGCGUCCGGCAGACCACCUCAGAAGACAGCUGUUUGA